AUGAUCCCCCAAAUAAAGAAACUAGGGCAAAACAUACCGAUGAGCCGUUACUCGGUGGCCGCCCUGCUCGCCAUCCUGCUCGCCCUUCCGUUCGCCUGGCGCGUCCUCGUUCACCGCGAGCAAGGCCACUGGCGUCGUCCUCUCGCCGCCUUCUACUUCGCCCACCUCGAGCUCUUCCUCGGCAACGGCUGCCUCGGCGUCGGCGUCGCGAUGCUGCUCGCCCUCACGCUCGAGCGGUACGCGAGCGUCUGCCGCCCGGGUAGGGCGAGACCGGUGAUGGGCAGCCCGCUGAGGGCGGUGAGAACCUGCAAGCUCAUUCCCGAAAACAUCGUUAUUUACCAACGGACAGAAGAUAGUGACUACCUCAACCACCCUCUCUACAGCGUCUACAAGGUCAUCUUGGAACUCAUUUUCAAGGUGAUUCCUGUUUUUCUGCUGGCCGCGCUCAACCUGCGCAUCCUCGUCGUGUACAGGCGGUCGUGCGAGCGCAGACGCAAGAUGACCUUGAGCAGGAAGGGCUCGGGGGGCGAGGAAGACCCGAGGAAGUUCGCCGAGGAGCGGCGGCUGGUGCUGCUGCUGGGCUCGACCAGCAUCCUCUUCCUCGUCUGCGUCACGCCCAUGGUCAUACUGAACGUCACGCUGUCCGAGGUCAAUCUCAUGAAGUUUCCCUAUCAGGUGUUCAGAGCGAUAGCCAAUCUCCUAGAGAUCACCAACUACUCCAUCACCUUCUACAUCUACUGCUCCUUCUCCGAGGACUUCCGCAACACGCUGCUGCGCACGCUCGGCGUGGGCGGCUCAGAGCGGUCGCGAGGGUUGGGCAAGCGGCCGCCGCCCACCGCCACCACCACCGUCACGCCCGCGCCCAAGGGGGGCGGGUGAUGGGAGGCGUGCGCAAAGGGGGGAACGCCGGUCUAGGAGGGCUGCCGGUAGGAGAGUGCGAACAGAGGUCAUCUUUGGGACACCGCGUGAUUCCACUUUAACGCAUGUGCAUGU
Molecule: messenger RNA, 993 nt
Organism: Phaedon cochleariae (mustard beetle)
Lineage: Eukaryota; Metazoa; Arthropoda; Insecta; Coleoptera; Chrysomelidae
Source: the annotation of a GenBank genome assembly